AUGUAUCCUUCUCCGAACUCCGGCGAGCGCUCGGAUGAUGAGCAGCCACAGCCGAGUAAGCGAACCGCAAGGGCUUGUGACGCUUGCUACAAAAGGAAGAUCAAAUGCGACGCUGCAGUACCGAAGUGUAACUGGUGUAGCCAUCACGACUCGCCAUGUACGUUUGAACGUAAGGUUCGAAGAACGCGCAAACGGGUUGUUGGUGGGAAAGAGCUUGCGGCUCCUACUCCAGGGUCUCAGCUUUCUGAACGCAUCGCCAGAAUAGAGAAACUUCUUUCCGAGAAGCUUCCACUAGAGCCUGCAUACUCCCCGGCGCCACCACCGCAGGCUUACUCUCCCAGUCUUCCUCUGGAUUUCACACCGAGUCCGGCGGCUUUGCCACAGGCGUCUGCGUCUUCUUCAGUCCCCCUGCACUUCGCUGGAAAAGAGCUGGGCGCGAUCAGUUUGUUUACCGGAAUACCUUUUAUUCUCCCUGAAGGGCAGGAGUGGGUGCAGUCGCGGACUGGCCAGAAGCUCGCUUUUGACCAGUUCACCUCGAGCCGAGCUCCAUGGGAGAAGCAGCGGGUGCAGAAUACCAACGCCAUGCUAAGGCAACUGCAAGGAUCAAAUGCCCUUGAGCUGCCUAACCGUCACGAUAUUGAACUGGGCUUCAACACUUAUCGCGCGUCUCUCAUGCAGCGUGUCUUUCCUGCCGUUGACCCUGUUCUUUUCUGGAAGACGAUCAAUUCGGCCUACAAGGAACGGCCUUCUGGCUCUGACGGUGCCCACGUUAGCUCCAAAGCAUGCAUUUUUGCUUUUGCGACGUUUGUCUCGGGACUCUGCAACCCAUGCCUUCUAGACACAGGCAGGGUAAUGCCGCGGUUUGAUGAGGAGGCUUGUGCUCUCAAAGCACGAUACCUGUUAAGUCAGAUUCUGCAGGAACCUCCGACAUUAGAUGGAGUACAAACUGUUAUAAUGCUGGGGAUGCUGGAGCUAUUCGCAGGCAAUUUGCAAUCAGCAAAUUACUACGGUUCCGUUUCAGCUCGCAUGUUAUUCAUGCUUGGCGCCCAUACCUUCACCGGUCAACGCUCCUGGUUUCCAGACUCGUUCACGGAUACCGAGAUGCGCGUCAAGGGCCAUCUCCGCAACCUAUUCUGGCUCUGCUAUACCUUAGAGCAGGACGUCUCCCUCAGGACGGGGCAAGCCCAGUUGUUUUCCGAAGACAACUGUGACCUGACCUUACCCCCAAAUUACGUUGAGGAAAUGGAAGCGAGUCUCGAUAUAAAAGACGCCUCCGUCGACUUCCCCCAGAACCCACUCUUCCCAAUCGACCUCCGUCUAGGCGUCAUCAAAUCCCGAGCAUACAGCGCACUCUACUCGUUCAAGGCAAUGAAGAAGACAGACGCAGAGAUCCUAAGGGAUAUCCGCGAACUCGACGACGAACUGGAGCGGUGGCGUCUCUCGUUACCCGUGAGAUGGAGACCAACCCUUUCUUUCUCCCAGGAGAAGCCAGAUCCAAACUGCAACAUGCACUCCGUCAUCCUCCGCCUCAACUACCACCUCUGCAUGACUAUCAUCCACCAGGCAAGCAGCCGCUGCAAAUCCUGGGCGACGCAGGGCUGCGUCAUGGACGGCGUAAGCUCCAGCCUUGCUCUCUCUGUCGAAGCAAGCCGGUCCACGUUACUCUACCUCGAAGCAUCGGGGCACGUCCUUGUCAAUGGUGUUUUCUGGACCCUAAUCUUCUACCCCAUGUCCGCCCUCCUCGCAAUCUUCUGCAACAUCCUUCAGAACCCCGCCGAACCACAAGCUUCCAAGGAUCUAGCCCUGCUGAAAAGCGCAACGGGGAUGCUGGAACGGGUUUUCCUCAGACAGGCGUACUCGGUCAACGAGCUCGUGCACGUUAAGCUGGUUGCAGACUUUGUCAAUGAGUUGUGCAGGCUUGCGAGCUGUGCUAUGGAUAAGGCGUGGAAUGAGCGGACUAGCGGCGCGCCUACGCCGUUGUCUUAG
Messenger RNA from Aspergillus mulundensis, 1986 nucleotides. RefSeq names its product putative C6 transcription factor. The record is from RefSeq and is a predicted model, not a curated record. Gene Ontology annotation, molecular function: DNA-binding transcription factor activity, RNA polymerase II-specific; DNA binding; zinc ion binding. Lineage: Eukaryota; Fungi; Ascomycota; Eurotiomycetes; Eurotiales; Aspergillaceae. The transcript is spliced from 7 exons. Gene Ontology annotation, biological process: DNA-templated transcription; regulation of DNA-templated transcription. Bases 1 to 1986 code for a protein of 661 amino acids.